AGCUCCCCUCCCUCCCUCCCCUACCUCGCUCCUGUGCUGCUUUCUGGCCUCCCUUUUAUUGCUACUCCCCUCCCCUCCCCUCCGUCCGUCCGUCCGCUCUAUACUCUACUCGCUUUUGGCUUGGCUGCCGUGGUGUGGUGUGGUGUGGUGGACGGUUGGUUGGUUGGUUCCCUGCUUGACACCCAACCCGGAGCCCACGAGAGAUAGCAGAGCGAGCGAGCGCCGGGCCGGGGUAGGGGCAGUACCACACCACUGCAUCGUCCGUCCGCCCGCCCGCCCGCCCCCAACACCAGAGAGAAAGAGGACGCCACGCAGUGGGCGCGCCAUAAAGGAGCGGAGCCGAGCCGACGGACGGACGGACGGAGGCCACCGAGAUCCGGGACCGAGCGCCGCGAGAUCCGCCGCUAAAGCUGUCUUCUUGCUGGCGUGCUGCUGGUGGCGGUAGCACCUCGGCCGCUUGGUGCCCAUGGCGCGGGUCGACGCGCGCGCGGUCGAGGAGGAGUUCUUCGACUCGAGGGAGGUCGUGUCGCCGCCGUCCUCCGUCGCCUCGCCGGCCAGCUCCGGCCGCCUUGACGGCGAGGACGGCGACGGGUGGCUCUCCGCCGGGGCCCUGCUCGAGGUCUGGGCCACGGGCCCUUGCAGCAGCGUGGAGGAGCGCCGCCAGCGCUUCGUCCGCUCCCUCGGCCUCCUGGAUCCCGCCCACGAAUCACAGCCGCGCUCCUGGCCCGGCGCCACAGAGGAGGAGAUCGUCGUCCUGGGGAACACCGGCUCCGCGGACCCGGCCUCUCCCGCCCCUCGUCCCUCGCGCGGGGCCGGGGAGGAGGAGGCGGAGGAGGCGGGGGCGCCUGGCGGAAGCGGCGAGGAGGGCCUGGAGUGCGUGUUCAAGAACCUGGACGACGGCACGGUCUUCGUGGUCCACGAGCUGGGCAAGGACGGCAGCUUCCGGAGCCUCAGGGAGCGCCGCUCCAACCGGACGGUCACCGCCGCGGAAUUCGAGAGGAUCUCCGGCUCCUCCCCGUUCAUCCGCGAGCUGAUGCGCCGCGUGGAGGACUCCUCCGACGAGCCCUCCACCCCGGACAAGUCCGCGGCGGCGAGGGCGAGGCGCCGGAGGAGGAGGCGGAGGUUCGGGUGGCUCCGGAGGCUGGGCAUCGGCGCCUGCGUCCUCGACGCCGAGGACGAGGACGAGGCCAAUUCCACCUCCUCCAGCUCCUGCCGGAGCUGCUCUAGGAAGGUUCUUGACAGGGUCAAGGUCAGGCCACACAAGAAGCGGUCAAAGGAAUUGUCAGCGGUGUACAGGGGCCAAGAGAUCAAGGCGCACAAGGGCGCCAUUGUGGCCAUGAGGUUCAGCUCCGACGGGCAGUACCUGGCCACCGGUGGCGAGGACGGGGUGGUGCGGGUGUGGCGGGUGGUGGAGGGCGACAGGCCCGACGAGCUCGACUUCGCCGAGGACGAUCCUUCCUGCGUCUUCUUCACUGUCAAUGAGAACUCUGAACUGGCCCCUGUCAACUCCAGCGAAGGGACCAAGAACAAACAGGAUAAAAGUUCAAAGGGGCAAGCAGAUCCGGCCUGCGUCGUGAUUCCUCACCGGACCUUUGCGCUGUCUCAGGUCCCUGUGCAUGAAUUCUAUGGGCAUGAUGAUGCCAUCUUGGAUCUCUCGUGGUCCAAAAAUGGGGACUUGCUUUCUGCUUCUAUGGAUAAAACUGCUCGAUUGUGGCGGGUCGGAUGCAAUAGUUCUCUCAAGGUUUUCUUCCACAAUAACUAUGUGACAUGCGUUCAGUUUCACCCUACGAGUGACAAUUAUUUUAUCAGCGGUUGUAUCGACGGAUUGGUUCGCAUUUGGGAUGUCCGUAAAUGCCUAGUUGUAGACUGGGCUAAUAGCAAGGAGAUAAUAACCGCAGUCUGUUACCGGCCUGAUGGAAAGGGGGUAGUGGUUGGGACCAUAACAGGAAAUUGCCGCUACUACGAUGCAUCAGAAAAUCGUCUAGAACUGGAAUCUCAGGUCUCUCUGAAUGGCAGAAAGAAGUCUCCACUUAAAAGAAUAGUUGGUUUCCAGUACUGCCCAUCUGAUCCAAAGAAGUUGAUGGUAACAUCUGGUGACUCACAAGUUCGCAUUCUUGAUGGGGUUCAUGUAAUUUCCAACUACAAAGGAUUACAAAGUUCAAGCCAAGUUGCCGCAUCAUUUACCCCAGAUGGAGAUCACAUUAUCUCUGCUAGUGACGACUCCCGUAUCUACAUGUGGAAUCAUGUGAACCAACUUGCCCCAGUCACAAGCCGCGUGAAGACAGUGUGGUCGUACGAGCGGUUUUUCAGCAAUGAUGUCUCCAUUGCCAUACCGUGGAACGCCUCGCAGUCAAGGAACUCCAUUUCACUGGCCUGCAACAUCCCUUCUUUACGGCAGGAAGUCUCAGGCGACCUCUGCGACAUACAGGACAUCACAUCACGCUGCCAGACUGAAGAUUGCCUUGAAGACGAUAACAUGUUCCGGUUGCCAUCGGGCAAUUUCACUCUUAGCAGGGCGUUCCUUGCGGAGUCUGCUCCAAGGGGAUCAGCCACGUGGCCGGAGGAGCAUCUGGCGUCCAACUCAGCGACGGCAUCUACGUUGCGUAAAUCGCAGUACAAGUUCCUGAAGGCGUCUUGCCAGAAUGCAGCCACACAUGCCUGGGGCCAGGUCAUAGUCACCGCAAGCUGGGAUGGCCACAUCAGGUCAUUCCAGAACUACGGCUUACCGGUGCAAGUUUGACAUGGCGUCUUCUCUCACCAUUGCUUCACCAGAAGGGGCGGCGCCUCAUGAGUUCAUGCCGGCUCAAGAAGCCUGGCUGGCUGGAGCUUGACGCUCGUCCAGAUAUACUGUUGCGGUACAAAGCGUCACAUCACAUGGCUGGUUUCUUGUGCUAACAUGCUUGUGGACCAUAAGUUGUAUGUAGCCCGGGUGGUCCUCCAAGAUCCCGCCAGCAACGACGAUGCUGCUGUAGCAGUAGCCAGGCCCUCUUCCUUGGCUGAAUCAUGCAAGCCCUAGUGAUGGGGUCUGGGCAACCAAGGCCUCUUGAUGAUGUUUGUUUUCUCUGUUGUUCCGGAGCCCUCCGUAAAUAUAUAGGAGAGAAUGGAUGAACAUAUGUUUUUGGCCAGUUUCGACUUCCCUCGCCCCGGUCGGUCGGGGCGGGCGGGGAGCUAGCUAGGGCUCGAUCUCCAGGAUGGAGUGCACAUAUUGGAUUCAUUUGAUUUGUUGUUUGGUUUUGGUUGUGUGACUGAGUUAAUGUUGUUGUUGUUGUUGUUGU
Messenger RNA from Hordeum vulgare subsp. vulgare (domesticated barley), 3275 nucleotides. RefSeq lists its product as uncharacterized. NCBI's taxonomy places the organism in Eukaryota, Viridiplantae, Streptophyta, Magnoliopsida, Poales, Poaceae. The record is from RefSeq and is a predicted model, not a curated record. Gene Ontology annotation, molecular function: protein binding. The coding region runs from base 467 to 2740 and encodes 757 amino acids. The transcript has 7 exons.